Molecule: messenger RNA, 1732 nt
Organism: Gryllus bimaculatus (two-spotted cricket)
Lineage: Eukaryota; Metazoa; Arthropoda; Insecta; Orthoptera; Gryllidae
Source: the annotation of a GenBank genome assembly
GUAUGCCUAGCUGUUACUUUUAUACUCUUUGGUGACUUGCGACGUUUAUAUUUAUCCUUUGCCUAACACUCUUGCUCUGAUUUUGCAUCCAUCACAACCCAAUGGACCCAUUUCAUCACAUAAAAUCCCAUAACUUGUGUAGGCAAUAGAUAAUUGUCCAUGUUUUUUUUUGUUGAAAUUAAGACUUUUUUUAUGUUUUGAAAUUGUGUUAUUUGGUGGUCGAUUCGUAUUGGAGUUGAGUCAAUUUUGUUGGGUUUAAUAUUAACAGUACUAUACUAUAGAAGUAGUUCGUUAUGAACUGUCGCCUUCGGAUUAGAACUGCCUGAGUUUUACUCAGUUCAUUUUGAACAUUACAGUGUGUUACGUUUUUAAAUUAUGACAAACGUUUAAAACGUACAUUCGUGUACUUUGCAUUGAUAUCAGGGUUAAGGCGUAGCAAAAAUGCCUGCUAAUAGUUCUUUAAAAAUUGCUGUAAUUUGCUCCAGUAACAUGAACAGAAGUAUGGAAGCUCAUGCGUUUUUGAGCAAAAAAGGAUUUCAAGUAAAAUCAUUUGGAACUGGAGACAAAGUGAAGCUUCCUGGUACAGCACCUGACAAACCAAACUGUUAUGAGUUUGGAGUUACAUAUGAGGAUAUUUAUCAAGAUUUGCUUCUAAAAGACAAAUCUUUUUAUACACAGAAUGGUUUGCUUCACAUGCUUGAUCGAAAUCGGAGAAUCAAAACAAAACCUGAGAGGUUCCAGACAUCAAAGGAGAGAUUUGACAUUCUAGUUACAUGUGAAGAGAGAGUAUACGAUCAAGUGAUAGAUGCAAUGGAGAGCAAGACACCUGUUGAAAAUGCACCAGUGCAUGUAAUUAAUAUUGAUAUACAAGAUAACCAUGAAGAAGCUACACUAGGUGCAUUUCUUAUCUGUGAACUAAUGAUUAAGGUAAACGAAUUAAGUUAUAUAUUGUAGAACUAAGUUAACAAAAAUACAAAUGAUAUCUAGUAUAAUUUCCUUUAUUUUAAACAUGUUUACGAUUUAAUAGUUUCAACAGUAGAAAUAUACUGCAAUUUUUAUCAAAAAUUGUGCAGUGUAUUGAUUUCCUCUUCUCUCAUGAGGCUCGUGUAAAUUUUUAUUUCUAUUCCAUUUUGUUGAGCUUUUUAUCUUUUAAACUAUGUUAACAAUAUUAUAGAAUUAAAUCUGUAGUUUGUUCACUGAAGCAACAAGUUUUGUGUAAUUCAACAGUGAAAAUUUCUUGUUUCUCAAACGUUUAACUUGUUUUGUAUGUAUUAACUAUGUUGUAAAAAGGCAGGGAAGAGCUCAAGAAAACACGCACAGAUUUCUCCUGAUAAGUCACAAGUUUCUACUGUUUUUUUGUCAAUCAAAUUAAAUCUAUCAGCUCUGUCUACAUUGUUUGAUGAACUUAGUUGUGUGGUUAGUUUAUGAUGUACCAUAUUAACCUAGCUUUGUGUCAGCAAUUAUAAAAAUGGAUUUUAUAAUGAAAGUGAAAUUACGUCAAUUAAAAGUCAAUCAGGAGAGGAAGUAGUGGGCAACAUCUGAUGUCCCUGCAGUACCUCUGACCUAGAUUCAAAUUGUGACUGUGGCACAAUUUUCAAUCUCUAUGUAGAUAACUAGUUUCAGUUCAGUCACUAUCUGGAGGAGAAUUCCAGCACCUGACUGUUCUAUUUGGUGGUUUCUCUGAUCAAUACCAGACAAAUGCUGGAGGAGUAUCCUAACAAAUGGGCUAUGG